AUGAUGUUCACUCCUAUCUUGGCCCUCACGUUUGCUGCCAUUGCCCCAAUUGUCAGCGCAUACCCCAUCACUGGAACCGUUGUCAACUGCCGCUCUGGUCCAGGCACCUCCCACUCCGUGGUCAGAAGCUACAAGAAGGGAGCCAACGUUGCAAUUACCUGCCAGACCUCCGGCACCAGUGUCAACGGCAACGCAAUCUGGGACAAGACCGCGGACGGCUGUUACAUUGCUGAUUACUAUAUCAAGACCGGAAGCAACGGCUAUGUGACCAAGAAAUGCAGUAGCGGAAGUGGCAAAGGCAAAGGCAGCAGUGGGAAACUGCCCACUCUUUCGGCCACCCAGACCAAGCACGCAAAGGCCAUUAUCAAAGAAGCAAAGAAGGAAGGCCUAGGCCGCCAGGGCUGUCUUGCUGGUAUUUCAACUGCACUUGUCGAGUCCAAUAUUCUCAUGUAUGCCAACAAGAAGGUCCCUGCCUCCCUCAAGUAUCCACACGAUGCCGUGGGCUCGGACUACGAUAGCGUCGGUAUCUUCCAGCAACGCGCCAUCUACUAUCCCAACAUCGCUGCCAAUAUGAAUGCUGGUAAGUCUGCGGCACAGUUUUUUAAGGGCAUGAAAGGUGUCAAGGGCUGGAAGACUAUGGACGUUGGUAAGCUUUGCCAGAAGGUGCAGCGCUCGGCCUAUCCCAGUCGAUAUACGCAGCGUGUCUCUCAGGCUAAGAAGAUUUGUGCUGCUGGUGGCCUGUAA
This is a messenger RNA of Penicillium paradoxum, 744 nucleotides long. RefSeq lists its product as uncharacterized. The record is from RefSeq and is a predicted model, not a curated record. Bases 1 to 744 code for a protein of 247 amino acids. NCBI's taxonomy places the organism in Eukaryota, Fungi, Ascomycota, Eurotiomycetes, Eurotiales, Aspergillaceae. The transcript is spliced from 2 exons.